AAGCCCAAGACUGUCAUGCUGGACCCGAAAACAGAUCCGCCGCCCCGCCAUCUACUGUCCGGGGUCUACCACUCUCCUCCUCUUUUAUUCACGCCCUAAUUUCAUUUCCCUCCAAAGUCCAUACUCUCUCUCCAGCUGUUCAAAAAAAAAAAAAAAAAAAAAAUUCAGAAAUCAAAAAGGUAUUUUUCACCGAUUGAUUUGAGCAAUGAGCAGACGAUUGAGAGCAUUCAAACGUUGGAUGAGAUCUCAACGUAUCGAUUGCAGCAACGCGCUACAACUCAUCGACGGCGAUGAUGGCAUCUCGGUGAGAGCUCUCUGUGACUUGAAGGAAGGGGAUCUUGUAGCAACCAUACCCAUAAAUGCUUGCCUGACAAUCAAGACAUCGGCGGGCCGUGAAAUGAUUGAAGAUGCCGGUUUGGCUGGCUAUCUUGGCCUUUCGUUGGCUGUCAUGUAUGAGAGAAGUUUAGGUCAUGCAUCCGUUUGGGAUGGCUAUCUCCAGCUUCUGCCGGAGAAAGAGUGCGUUCCGCUCGUGUGGAGUUUGGAGGAAGUCGAUGAACUUCUUUCCGGAACAGAACUCCACAAGAUAGUGAAGGAAGACAAGGCUCUUCUCUAUGAGGACUGGAAAGAGUCUAUUGCACCCCUUAUAGCAAAUGGGGCUUUCAAGCUCGACCCAACUAAUUUUGGCAUUGAACAGUAUUUUGCUGCAAGAAGUCUUGUUUCAUCACGUUCCUUCGAAGUUGAUGAUUAUCAUGGCUUUGGAAUGGUGCCAUUGGCAGAUCUCUUUAAUCACAAAACUGGUGCUGAGAACGUCCACUUCUUUUCAACAUCGCCCCUUUCUGGCUCUGACAAUGACAAUGACAAUGACAGCGAUAACCAAGAUGUGUUUAGGAAUAAUGAUGGUGAUAAACCAUCAAAUGAAGGUCUUGAUACGGACACUUCCGACCAUAUUUUGAAUCAACUUGACCCCAAGAGAAGUAUGUCUUCGACUGUUGCAGCUGGACAAAAUUUCCUGGACAGUAAUGAGGUGUACCAUUCAGAUUCUGGAGAUGAACCUGCAGCUCUAGAAAUGGGCGUUGUGAAAGGUGUCAAAGCAGGAGAUGAGGUCUUCAAUACAUAUGGCUCCAUGGGCAAUGCUGCCUUACUUCACCGUUAUGGAUUUACAGAGCUUGGUAAUCAAUUUGACAUUGUGAACAUCGAGCUAAACUUAGUAAUUCAGUGGAUUUUGAAGUCGUUCUCCAGCCGGUACUGUAGAGCAAGGCUAUCACUUUGGAGGAGACUAGAUUAUUCAGGCUGCACCAGCGAGAAUUCCGAAUAUUUCGAGAUUUCAUAUGAUGGGGAGCCUGAGUUGGAGCUUCUGAUUCUCCUUUACAUUGUUUUCUUGCCGGAGGAAGCCUAUCAGAAGCUGAAUUGUACUGUAUCUUCCAUCAUGGAUGUUGAUAAACCCAUGAACAUCCUCUUGCUGACUAAAAACAGUGGAAGUUUUUUAAAAACACAGGAAGAGACAAAGGAGUUGUUGCUGACGGGCGGUGUUCGUCAUGCACUUGUGUCACUCGCUAACAUUCGGGAGAGUUUGUAUGGCUUGAAUUCAUUGGAGGAUGACAUGAAUGCACUGAAGAAGUGCUGUCAUUUGCAGGAACGGAAACUGUAUCAUUCUUUGGUUCUGCGCAUAAGCGAGCGGAUGAUCCUCAAGAAGCUUAGAUUGAAUGUUUCUAGGUCAUGUAAAAAGCGGAAGAGAAAGCUAUGAGGGGAAGCUGAAUAUAUGCAAAGUAGAUGAAAAAGAGCUCCAGGGUUAUUGAUUUCUUCUCUCUGAUGGUAGGGGUUUUUGAUCUUUUAUCCAUUUCUCUUUUUAGAAUGGAAGAAUUGGUAGGAUUUCAGAUAAAUGGCCGCAAAAGAUGUAUUAUUAUUAUUAUGCCAGAGAAGAAUGCUCAGAUAAGAGGCAUUACGUA
This is a messenger RNA of Magnolia sinica, 1946 nucleotides long. RefSeq names its product ribosomal lysine N-methyltransferase 3. Gene Ontology annotation, biological process: peptidyl-lysine monomethylation. The transcript has 5 exons. Lineage: Eukaryota; Viridiplantae; Streptophyta; Magnoliopsida; Magnoliales; Magnoliaceae. Gene Ontology annotation, molecular function: protein-lysine N-methyltransferase activity; protein binding. The record is from RefSeq and is a predicted model, not a curated record. Gene Ontology annotation, cellular component: nucleus. The coding region runs from base 206 to 1744 and encodes 512 amino acids.